Molecule: messenger RNA, 954 nt
Organism: Aedes albopictus (Asian tiger mosquito)
Lineage: Eukaryota; Metazoa; Arthropoda; Insecta; Diptera; Culicidae
Exons: 4
Coding region: 129-662 (177 amino acids)
Source: RefSeq, a predicted model, not a curated record
CGCCAGUACUAUCGCUGCACUCGUUGAAACCGGUCCCUAUUACUGCCGAGUACAUACGACGGUCAGAUCUGCUUUAGAGAUUAGUCGCAAUUAAAACUCGCCCAUAAUUACACACGCUGACGACAGUAAUGGAACACUACUUGCGGUUCUAUAUCAAAUUUCAUAGUUAUAUCAUUGCGAUCGCCACCAUACUGGGCUCGGUGUUCAUGGCCGUGGUUCUGUACCAGACAACCGAGUUUCACUACCCGCUGGAAGAAUUUUAUGAUUACCGAUUCAUGGGAAGCACUGGUAUACUCUUUGGAGUCAUUUGGUUUGCCGUGGGGGUAUCGCUAUUCUACGGAAUAUUCAAGGAAGUCAAAAAAUGCCUCUAUCCUUUCGUGGUGAUGUUCAUGUUCGAGCUGUUCCUGGUGAUUCUUCGGGACAUCGUGAUGAUCUGGCAAAACCAACGGUGGUACAACAUAGUGUUUGUAAAUCCCGCGGCUGUAAUUUGUGCUCUCUAUAUAACCCUGCACAUAAUGAUGACCUUCGUGGCCAUGGGUAAGCUAAUCGAACAUGAACCGUUAGCCCAAGCGGGGACGAACUUUGUGCGGUUCAAUACGGGAAGUGGACGAGAUCAGCGGCCCAGUGUGGUCGGCGAUGAGGAAGUACUGGUCACCGAAUAGAGAGGGAUGCGAGUGGAUGAGAGUUUUAUUUUGUACCAAGGCGUCGCCGGCAUAUCAUCAAGAGAGUAUGAUGAGAUCAUGACUAGUGAUAGUGGCGGCAUUUAUACGUUUAACGAUGAAAAUAUUCGUAGCUAGCGGAGAGUGAUGUUUGCAGUGUAUUGUAGCAAUUCGCAUGAAAGGGAAAUAAAACAAAUUGUUGUUGUGAUGCAUAGGAAGGUAUAGUAUAGACUGUGUCAGAAAUUAUAAAUACAUUUUGUUUAUUGAAUAAAAUGAACCAUUCUGAUGAUUUCCA